CUGUUGAGCAGAAGAGAAACUCCCACACUCCUUGUUACUAAGAGCAGAAAUGGCACAUGGAGGAGUUCAACUAAACCAAGGUAACUUCUCCUGUUCAAUCUGUUUGGAAAAGUAUCCUGUGACUAUUCCCUGUGGACACAGCUACUGUAUGAACUGUAUUAACGACUUCUGGAAUGGAGAAGAUCAGAGGAGGAUCUACAGCUGCCCUCAGUGCAGGAAGGAGUUCAGACCGAGGCCUGGACUGGAGAAAAACAUCACGUUAGCUGCCUUAAUGGAGGAUGUGAAAAAGUUAGGACUCCAGGCUGCAGCAGAUGAUCACUGCUAUGCUGGACCUGAAGACGUGGCCUGUGAUGUCUGCACUGGGAGGAAGAGGAAAGCUGUUAGAUCCUGCUUCACUUGUCCAGCUUCUUACUGUCAGAAUCACCUCCAGCCUCACUAUGAUGUCCCUGGAUUAAAGAAACACAAGCUGGUGAAUCCCUCCAAGAAUCUCCAGGAGAACAUCUGCUCUCGUCAUGAUGAGGUAAAGAAGAUCUUCUGUCGUACUGAUCAGCAGUGUAUCUGUUAUCUCUGCACCAUGGAUGAACAUAAAGGCCAUGAAACAGUCCCAGCUGCAGCAGAAAGGACUGAGAAGCAGAAAAAGCUCCAGGAGAGACGACAACAAAUCCAGCAGAGAAUCCAGGACCAGGAGAAAGAUGUGAAGAUGCUUCAACAGGAGGUGAAGACCAUCAAUGCCUCUGCUGAUAAAGCAGUGAAGAACAAUGAGAAGAUCUUCACUUAUUUGAUCCGUCUGAUCCAGAAAAGAAGCUCUGGUGUGAAGCAGCAGAUCAGAUCCCAGCAGAAAACUGAAGUGAGUCGAGUCAAAGAGCUUCAGAAGAACCUGAACCAGGAGAUCACUGAGCUGAAGAGGAAAGAUGCUGAGCUGGAGAAGCUCUCAAUCACAGAGGAUCACAACCAGUUUCUCCAGAACUACCCCUCACUGUCAGCACUCAGUGAGUCUACACACUCAUCCAGCAUCAAUAUUCGUCCUCUGAGAUACUUUGAGGAUGUGACAGCAGCUGCGUUAGAGCUCAGAGAGGAACUAGUGGACAUCCUGAGAGACACAUGGACAAACAUCUCAGAAGCAGUCACUGAAGUGGACGUUUUACUGUCAGAACCAGUGACAAGAGCUGGAUUCUUAAAAUAUUCACAAAAAAUCACUUUGGAUCCAGCAACAGCAAACAUGAAUUUACUACUAUCAAAGGAAAACAGACAAGUUAAAAGAACAAACUGUGAACAGUCUUAUCCUGAUCAUACAGACAGAUUCACUGAUUAUAAUCAGGUCCUGAGUAAAGAACCUCUGACUGGACGUUGUUACUGGGAGGUGGAGUGGAGAGGAAAGGAGGGAAUAGAUGUUGCAGUUUCAUACAAGAACAUCAACAGAACAGGAUGGUUAAAUCAAUGUAAAUUUGGAUACAAUAGCAAAUCUUGGUCAAUAUGCUGUGAUGCAAACAGUUACGCAUUUUUUCACAAAGGAGUUAAAACUCCAGUAUCAGGUCCAGUUUCGUCCAGAAUAGGAGUGUAUCUGGAUCACAGAGCAGGUAUUCUGUCUUUCUACAGCGUCUCUAAAACCAUGACUCUCCUCCAUACAGUCCAGACCACAUUCACUCAGCCUCUAUAUGCUGGGAUUGGGUUUAAAGAAUUUAAUGAGUCUGAGAUGAAAAUUCGUAAGAGUCUAGUAGGUGGAGAUUCUGUUGAGUUUCUUAUACUGAAAUAGUCAGUAUAAAUAGUCAGGAUAAACUCCCAGAAACCUCCAGCAGAACCAGGAUCUGUGUGAGCAGCUUUCUGCCAGCUAGGGUUCAGGGAGAAAGUAGUAGACGUGCAAAAAAAAUCAAUCGUUGUACUAAAAUAUUAUUUCUGUUAAGUUUUGUUGAGAUUAAGAUCUAAAGAAAAGCAUUGUCUCCUGCUCAGAUCCUGCAAUUCAGUGAAAAGGUGGAGUCAGAGUAAAAAAAAUUGCAAGCCCAGGAGAAAGUGCCUUGAGAUGACAUGUGUUGUGAAUUAACACUAUAUAAAUAAACUGAAUUGAAUUGAAUUGAUUAUCACACAUUAGGUCAUUAACUAAACAAACGCUUUGAAGAGACAGGUUUUUAUUAAAUCACACUUGAUUGUUUUAACUUUUUUUUCAAUAGGAUUUUUUUCUGAAUUUAUUUGAUUUUGUUCGUGGGCAAGACACUGUCUGGAUGGAGUGAUGAGUGGGUAACAGAGGGAAACACUCACAAUAGGGAGCAGUUUAAGGGUCUUAAUAAAACUAAGGGGUUAAGACCCCUUCAUCUGUUUUUUGUAAAUUUUCCAAAACUGUUUUCUCAGUAGCCCUGAAUCCUGGGAAACCCUUGGCAGAAAUAACGUCUGGUGUUACAUCGCCACCUAUUGGAUGUUUGUUUUAACUGCAGUCAGGAUCCCAUCCCAUUAUUACUCUUAGCAUAGUUGUCAUGUCCCUUUUGGUUAAUCUUUCUUCAUUUCUCAAGAUAGGGUUGUUGUUUUUGUUUCUUUUACAUCAAGGAAGUUUCCAUGUGACAAAAUGUAACUGAAGAUUUCAGCAUUUCUACAUUAUUUCUGAGAUGCCAUUUAGUCAAUGGCAGGACAUUAUCUAUGCUUAGAAAUUGAGGAGGUUCUGGUUCUUCUCACAGAGUGUAAAAUGCUCUAAAAACUGUCUCUCAGUUCCCCUCACCAUCCUCUGCAGGAGUGUAUUGUCUGUCAUGUUGAGAAGUGUUUUCCUGGUAGGACUACACAAUGCUGGAAAUGAACAAACCUUUUUUUAAUUACAAGACCUAAUCCAGUAACGACCAUGGUAAUUUGAGUU
Molecule: messenger RNA, 2836 nt
Organism: Cyprinodon variegatus (sheepshead minnow)
Lineage: Eukaryota; Metazoa; Chordata; Actinopteri; Cyprinodontiformes; Cyprinodontidae
Product: tripartite motif-containing protein 16-like
Exons: 1
Coding region: 50-1753 (567 amino acids)
Molecular function (GO): protein binding; zinc ion binding
Source: RefSeq, a predicted model, not a curated record